Schistosoma haematobium is the source of this 3740-nucleotide messenger RNA. RefSeq lists its product as uncharacterized. The transcript has 10 exons. The record is from RefSeq and is a predicted model, not a curated record. The annotation marks the transcript as partial. NCBI's taxonomy places the organism in Eukaryota, Metazoa, Platyhelminthes, Trematoda, Strigeidida, Schistosomatidae.
GUCCCUCAUAUGCAACGUAGAUCCUGGAAUAUACGUAACACGUGGCCUGAUCAUCUCAGUAGGCUCUCCUUUCUGUUCUACCAAUGUAACUGCUUAGGCAGAUACAUGUAAAUUUGUAUACAUAGUUGGUGGUAACAUGAAAGGGAUACCUGUCGACCUUUAAUUGUGUCAAAGAACAUGUCGUUUUGGACAGGACAAUCAAUUUAGCUGCAGGAUAUGUUUUUGUCAAUGCAGUUUUUAGUCUCAUAUUGAUUGACCCUGUGACAUUAUCGCCUGUGAAUUUGAGUUCAAUAAAAACAUGUUUUUUAUUUGUUGUAGUUUCUUUGGGUAUUUCAUCUUCACGUUUUCCAUAUUUCUCAAUAAAUUUCAUUGGGUAGCCGUUAUUCCUUAAACACUUUUUGACAUUCAUAACUUCCUCUUCUAUUGUAUCGGCAGUACAUAUUCUUUUUGUUCUGUGAAAUAAUGUUUUGACAAGUUUCUUUUUAUAAUUGAUUGGACAAAAGCUGUUGAAAUGGUAUUUAUCUCAAUAAUAAAGGGAACUAUGUAUAUGAAAGUUCCGUACUUGUUGAAACUUUGCGGACCGAAACGGAUAUCUUUGGGAGAAGGCUAAGUGUCCAUUUUUAGGUUCGACGUUUUCUAACCUUAUCAAUCUUUUAUGGUAAGGCAGCAUCGCUGUUAUGUUGGUUGUCUGAGGUAAACACAAUACUGCCGUCACACCUCUGUUUAGUCAGUAGUACGACUUUUCUCUGGGACCUUGAGUCUACUGCUUUUUCUCACUGAUCUUCAACCGACCUGUCUGGCAUGGUCGGACCUUUUAGGAACGACUUUUCCAGGCAGUGUAAGCCGAUUGGUUCAUCAUAAUAAGCAAGCCUGAUCACCACGUCAAGGUAGCACCAACGGUCGGUCUGUAUUUUAUUGGGAUCGGCACUGAAAAAGUUGAACUUUCGGAACUGUCUUACCUGAAGUUAUUGUUUGUAUUUUUGUUUUUUUAAUUAUUAAAUACUGAAAUUACUGUUUUUUGGAUUCUCCUGCUUAUAAGCUUUUUUUCGUGAUUCAGAAACUUUUUAUGUGUCCACGUUUCCUAGGAUACUGUUAAUUUAUUACGGGCAUAUUACUCAGUGUCUAUCCACUUGUGACGUAGCUAUUCCGUCAGUGAAAUUUCAUAAUUAUCCUGAUGUUCAGCGUAGAUUUUACUUUCUAUUAUUGGAUGGGUUUUAAGCCAUGUCUGAAUUGAGUACAAUUGAAAGCCAAUCUGUUCUCUUUCUUCAUCUCUUGAUUGUCGUAAAGUACUCAGGGACCAAUAAGCUUUAAGAUCUUGGUUGUUAUUCAUUAAUCGGUGUGUCAAUUGACACUUUGUUCAUCUAUCCUAUUGGCAAUACAAGUGAGCUGAUCAGUAGUCAGAAUUCUGAUUACGUGAUUUUCUUAGUUGUUGGUCUAUAGCGUUAAAAGAAAAAGAUCUGUUUAAUUUGGUGCUAUAAUAGAAUACAAACAGUGCUUUAUUUAUUUCUCUCUCUUCCACACUCAUACACAAUCACCUAAUCAUUUAAUCUUCUUUUAACCCUACUAGAUUGUUUCUAUGAAAUGUCAGAGAAAAUACCUAUUGUUCUGUGUAGAUUGAGCCAUAAGAUAUUUAAGGCCUAGUUUACAUUGUUCACCUUAAAAAUUGUACGAUAACAUACUAAUACUCAACUAACACAAUUUUUAUCGUACUAAUGGUUUCUAGCUACAUAAAUUGUUGCAGUUUUCACAUUGAAUUUCAUAAUUAUAUCUUUUUUAUAUUUUUAGACUAUGAUUUAGUACACUUGUUCACCUCAGUUUUACUUGAAGAUCCAGCUGUUCAAACAUGUACUGAACUUCGUGUUAUGUAUUACCAAAUGGCUAGUUUAUUUGUUUAUCAUACACCGAAUUAUGUUCACAUGGGAAGUGCUUGUGACCAAAGUUAUCGCCUUCGUAAAUUCACUGAGUUUGCCCGUCCUUGUUUAACAAGUAGUUUAACUGCUGUGGAUCUUCAAGAAAAAUAUACUGGUCUUCAAUUAUUAUCCCAUUUAAUUGCAAAAUUCAAUGUGUUACGUACAGCUACUGUACAAGUGUUUCAAUGUUUAGCAAAAGGCGCACAUACAGAAACAAAGAAAAUUGUUAAUCCUGCAUUGGAUAUUCUAAUUCCAGCCUGGAUACAGGGACCUGAAGACCAGAAAGCACUUGCGUUGGCAACAAAAAAAAUUAUGCUAGAAGAUCAUGGUAUUCAAUCGUGUGUUCAUAUUCUAGGAAUAAUUGUUCGACAUUCAGAUUUGUAUUAUCCAAUACGUCAUCAAAUAUUACCUCAUAUUAUACUCAUUAUAUCUCGACUUUCUGUUCAACAGUUACCCCUUGAACAACGUCGAUUAGCUUUAGAUAUGAUCUAUACUACAGCUCAAUGGGAUGUUCGGUGUCGCCGUGAAAUAACUGAGAAUUAUUCAAAGGAGAUAACUGAUGAUUUAAAUCCAGGAGAUAAUAAUAAUUCAUCAUUAACAGAGAAUUUGAAUAUCCAAACUUCAGCUAAAACUGAACCAACCAACUCUCCUAUUGAUAAGCCCCAGCGUGAUCAACUUGUAAAUCUUUUAAUUCGCUUCGCCUGUCAAGCUAUUGACGCUAGUCAAAGUGGAAGUUUGUCUGAACAGUCUGUAUCCCGAACGCUAGCUCAACUAGAAUUCGCUCUUCGCUCUGAUGUAUGGGGUGGUGAAACCUGUGAACUUAGACUUGCAUUUAUUGACCGUUAUUUCUCUCCGGACGAUUCAUCGUCUUCACACUCGAUGUCGAGUACACCAUCUGGAGGAGUUCCAGCUAAUAGUCUCAAUACACACGGAAUACACAUGAGUGGGACAUCAAACACUACACCGACGUCUACUCCCUCUGGACCCCACGCAAAUGCAUCAUCUACUAGUGCUCUUGGUGCAACACAAGCCACCAGUUUAUUAAUGACUUUGGAGGUUCUUCGUGUCUUGUUCUCAACUUUGGAAAGCCCAACUUUAUUAAUCAAUGUGAAACAUUUCAGUGUUGGAUUAUGUAAUGUAUUAACACGACAAUUGACUAAUGUUCGUUUAAUUCGUUCUUGUGCUGGUCUUAUACGUGCUAUGCUUGAACGUUAUCCAGCUGAAGCAUCACAUCGUCAGAAAGUUACUGCUUAUCCUGAAUUAUAUGAUAUUUAUUCAACAGUUUUAAAAGCAAUACAAGAUUCAUUCACAAUGUUUAGUGAAAAUGUUUCUAAAGCAACUUUAUUAACACGAUUACAGUCGGCAUUUCUUCUGUUCACAUCAACACAAGUUCAGUCUAAUCCACAUGCAUUUGUUGAUCGAUGUAUUGUACAACUAGUUAAACUUGUUAAUCGUCUUAUACAAGAUUUAGUUACACCGAAUUGUAAUUCUAAUGCUCAAGAAUCUGGUACAUCAGCACAGCUUACUGACUUACUAAUUAUGGGUCUUGAAAUGAUCAAGUCACGGUUGAAUGUUGUUAGUCAUGAAAUGCGUAAAACUAUCUUUGGUCCAGAUUUAUGUUUAAUUAUGGAUAGAGCGCGCGAUCCUCGUUUAUUCUGUGCUGUUUUACAAGUUUUACGUGAUUGGAUAAAUGUACCGAAAUCAGAAGAACAUUUCGCUCCAACAGCUCGUGAAAAAGUCAACUUUUUCUAUAGACUUUGGCAAGCUUAUCCACGUUGGAUUGACAAUUCACCUGAUGUUGCCAGAGAAAUUCUUGAAUGCGUGUACGAU